AGCAUGCGUACUUACAGUGAGUGAGCAGGAGACUGGAAGCUGUAUCAAAUUGUUUGUUCUGCUAUCUGGUUGUGUGUAGUGUUUUGCAGAAAUGGCUGGAAUUAAAGCCCUAAUUAGCCUGUCCUUUGGUGGAGCUAUUGGGCUUAUGUUUCUUAUGCUUGGGUGUGCCCUACCUGUGUAUAACAAAUACUGGCCAUUGUUUGUUCUUUUCUUUUAUAUCCUUUCUCCAAUCCCAUACUGCAUUGCAAGGAGAGUAGUGGAUGACACCGACACUGCAAGCAACGCUUGUAAAGAAUUGGCCAUUUUUCUUACAACAGGCAUAGUUGUGUCAGCCUUUGGAUUACCCAUAAUCUUUGCCAGAGCGACUGUGAUUGAGUGGGGAGCCUGUGCGCUUGUGUUAACGGGCAACGCUAUAAUCUUUGGAACCAUCCUGGGAUUUUUCUUGGUAUUUGGAACAAAUGAUGAUUUCAGUUGGCAACAGUGGUAAAAGUAAAACGAUGCUCAUGUAGGAGGAAUAAAAAAAACAAAAAUAGGGACUGCUUCAGUGUGCAGCGAGCAGCCAUCCAUUCAGAUAAUAUUUGUGCAAUAAACUGAAGUAUCGUAGCUGUCAUAAAGAGUUUGUCAAAAUAUUCUGAUGAUCCACUGACUGGUUUAUAAGGAUUUUCAUUGUUCCCUUCUGAUUUAUUUAGUCAUAAUCCCUUUUCACAGGCAGUUCCCUUGGGUGUAAAGAAUACACAAGGGGUAGGAAGCCAGAACGUGGUAUACAAUUUCUUAAAUAGCAUGUCUUCCCAGUUUAAGCAAGCUGUUGAUAUUGUAUACCAGCCUAAACAGACACAGUCAUUUUAAGAAGCAACAUUCUUAUUACUAAUCCUUUAAAUGAGAUGUUAUAAUUACCUUCUUUCUAAGGUAUUCUUAAAGCCUGACAAAGCACAGAUUAUAAACUACUGUAUUUCCAGGUUCAUAAAAUUGUACAAUUACAUUUUGUAAACCUAUGUUUGGUGGUGGUAGAAGGAUGAGGGCAGUUAUUCAGUAAAUAUUGCACAUUUCUACAGCUGUAAUAAUAAGUGCAAACAAUACUGUGGGACUUGUACUAAAAACAAAUUAUAGUACCAGGGUCUGUAAAAGACUGAUCUGGGGGUGGAGGGUAGCAUUAAAUAAUUAAACAGUUUUUUUUGUUAAGUGGUACUUAAGAUUACUGCUCCAUAAUUAAAACUAAAUCCUAGGGUAAGCAAGUGUUUAAAUUUGGCACUGCCCUGGUAUUGACGCUACAGUCGUAUGUCAGCUUUAUAAUAGAGGCCGCACUCAGUUAAGAAACAUUAAGGUAUUUUAUUCUCCCCUACUGAAGAAAGCACACACAAACGCGCAACACUGACUACGUACAUGUAACGCCCCUGAGGGAGCCUCAAUCUCGCACGUAAAUUAAAAACUAAUGUACACACACACAUAUUAAGCACAUUUUAUUUUAUGAUAGUACAGUUCUGAAAGAAAAUACAAGAUAA
Molecule: messenger RNA, 1499 nt
Organism: Polyodon spathula (Mississippi paddlefish)
Lineage: Eukaryota; Metazoa; Chordata; Actinopteri; Acipenseriformes; Polyodontidae
Product: leptin receptor overlapping transcript-like 1
Exons: 4
Coding region: 92-487 (131 amino acids)
Biological process (GO): negative regulation of growth hormone receptor signaling pathway; late endosome to vacuole transport via multivesicular body sorting pathway
Cellular component (GO): endosome
Source: RefSeq, a predicted model, not a curated record